Messenger RNA from Botrytis fragariae, 480 nucleotides. RefSeq lists its product as uncharacterized. The record is from RefSeq and is a predicted model, not a curated record. The transcript has a single exon. The coding region runs from base 1 to 480 and encodes 159 amino acids. NCBI's taxonomy places the organism in Eukaryota, Fungi, Ascomycota, Leotiomycetes, Helotiales, Sclerotiniaceae.
AUGGCUUCCGAUUCAGAUAGUACACCAGUACCCACAAUAUCCCCCGGAAUGAAAGGAGAAACCGAACCAGUCAGUUCUACCUCAACUGAAAAUCCCAAGCCUUCACAGCCCGAUGUUCACCGACUCAAGCUCGCCACUGAACAUCGCGAUAGUACUAUUUCUACACCCGACAGCAUGAAAGUUGAAACUGGUAGUUCUAGCGAUGGAAUUCCAGAAACCGUCAGUCCUGUUGAAGACCCGCGCGCGAGGUCUCAAGGCGGCGUACGCGAGGCUGAGGAUAACGGUAGUGAUGGAUCAUGGGAGGAGGUGAGACAUGACGGAACCCAAGCCUCAGACGGAGGAACAAGACAGGAUAAUAGGCCAGUUUGGGUAGGCCACGUCGAAGAGAAGAAUGUGACACAGCAAGAGGAAGGUUCGGGAGAUAUUGCUCCGGAGUUUCGACCGAGGACUCCAAGACCUUAUGGCUCUCAUAGUGAAUGA